Olea europaea var. sylvestris is the source of this 924-nucleotide messenger RNA. Its product is annotated as GEM-like protein 4. The record is from RefSeq and is a predicted model, not a curated record. The transcript is spliced from 4 exons. Lineage: Eukaryota; Viridiplantae; Streptophyta; Magnoliopsida; Lamiales; Oleaceae. Bases 72 to 803 code for a protein of 243 amino acids.
CAGAUCUUAGGUGUUUUUGAACGUUCUGAAGCAUUCAUUUCAUUGCUUACAACCAAAGAAAGGAGGUAGAGAUGAAACUACAACUUGGAAAAUCGACAAUUACGAAGAAAUUGCACCCAAAAUAUGCUGUUGGAAUUCCGGUUAGUUCAGGAGUAACAAGACUUUUACCAGAUCCGGCUGGCCAAUACAGUGUUACGCCUUCUCCUUCCAAUGAAUACUUCAAAAUUAGAAAGAGCAGAGCAAGUUCAGUAAUCCCUGGGAUGAACAAAUUUGGAGAAUGGAUGUACAAUUUUGCUCAAGGAUUCCGAGAGCAUGUGAAAUUGGGACCCAGGUUCACUGUAACUUUGAAAGGGAAGUUAAGGCUUGGAGCAAGAAUCCUUCAGGUAGGCGGAGUGGAAAAAGUUUUCAAGCUAAACUUCAAUGUUAGCAACGGCGAAAAGCUUUUAACGGCCUCUCAAUGCUAUUUAUCGACCACAGCUGGACCGAUGGCAGGCCUCCUGUUUAUUUCCACUGAUAAAAUUGCCUUCUGUAGUGAAAGAUCAAUCAAACUCUCUUCUCCAACUGCAAAACCGCUUAAAAUACAUUACAAGGUUAUAGUCCCCCUGGAGAAAAUAAAGAGAGCCAAUGAAAGUGAAAAUGCCAAAAAACCAAGGCAAAAGUAUGUGCAGAUAGUCACCGAGGACAAGUUCGAGUUCUGGUUCAUGGGAUUUCUAAAUCAUCAAAAAGCAUUCAAGUAUCUGAAGCAGGCAACCGUUCAAAGUCCAUCAGUAACAACUAUUGAUGCACGGAUGAUCUCUCCAUAGAACCUAAACAUACAGUCACAGCAUAUCUGUAAAUUUUUGUAACUAUUGUAAUGUUGAUUGUAAAUACAUUGUGCAAUUUUGAAAGUAAAAUGUUAUUCAAAGAUGCGGGGGACACCAUGUG